Molecule: messenger RNA, 2023 nt
Organism: Gigantopelta aegis
Lineage: Eukaryota; Metazoa; Mollusca; Gastropoda; Neomphalida; Peltospiridae
Product: hornerin-like
Exons: 4
Coding region: 5-1915 (636 amino acids)
Biological process (GO): superoxide metabolic process
Molecular function (GO): metal ion binding
Source: RefSeq, a predicted model, not a curated record
ACCAAUGACAGUGACUGUAGAUAUGCCAGGAUACACCGGCAAGCGAUCCGAACCUCACCGGAUGACCAUCAUGCAGUAUGGGGACCUCAGCCAAGGGUGCAAGAAUACCGGCCCCAUUUACGAUCCGGACGAGUUUCAUGUUGGAGUGGACCACAUGAAAAAGCAUCAGAGACGAGCAAAAGCAAAGCAACCUGCUGGUUACCUAGGAUCUUACCCCGGGCUUAAUGGCAAACCAUAUACGUUUGAAACCACAAAUGGUGCCCAGUUGAAUGGUGACAGUUCUGUCAUAGGUCAUGCCUUAAUGAUAUUUGGGGGAUCUAGUCCAGAUCCUAUUGGUUGUUGCGUCAUAGGAUAUUCACCUGGCCAUAAUGGUGGACGAGACUUAGGGCCAGCUGCACAGCCACAACCAAAACGAGGGCCAUUCGAUAUUAUGAAUCACCGCCCACUAACCAGUGGAGGUAUAUUUGGAGACCACCCCUUUUUCUCAGAGCAAGAUAAAGGCGUGUCAUUCGGCGGUCGAAAUAGUCCUAAAAAACACACUGGAAUAUUUGACCUUAGUUUCAGCGACUUUAGCAACCUUGGGAGCCAUCCAUUCCAGAAGACAGACUUUGGCGGUAUUCUUUCUCCCUCGCUCCGGCACUUGGACCAGCCGCCUGCUCCUCCUCAGUUCCCUGGAAGAAAAGGAUUCCUUGAAAGAUCUCCGCUGUUUGGUAACGUACAACCACACACUAAGAGUAGUGCCAACGCAGCUUUCGGAGCUGGCUUUAACAGUAUACCUAGUUUUAGCGCCGAGGAGAAAUAUAUCCCCACCGAUGGGGAAGAGACGCCUGCACCGGGUUCCAGUGAUGACCAAGGCAACCAUCAUGAUCAACAACCACAUCAAGGACAGGGACAGGGACAAGGGCAGGGUUACCAAGACAACAACCCUCAGGGUGGUCAUUAUCAAGGGGAUAGGCCGUCGUCAGGCGACGGUGGUUACAGAAGUGCCCCUGAAGCUAGCAGGGAUCAUGGACGAAACCCCAGUGGUGCAGCUCCAGAAUACUAUGACAAACAAGGAGACAAUAAUCAUGGAACCGAAGGCAGUACUGGUUAUCGUGGAGAUGACAGCCAUGGUGCUGCUGCUGCCGAUGGUUAUCGUCCCACUGCAGGACACCAGGGUAGUGGACCUUCAGACUACCAAAAUAGAGCACCCCAUGGUGAUACAGCUAAGCACCCUAGUGCUGCCUCUAGCUACCAAGGUGAUGGUAGUGCAAAUGGCUACCAUGGUGAUGUUGUUAGACCUGGUUAUCCUGGUGAAGGUAGUAAAACUGGUUACCAAGGGGAUGGUGGCAGAACUGGCUAUCAAGGAGACAGUAGUGGACCUAGACAUGGAUAUCAAGAUGGUCCUCACCAGGCUCCGACCGUGACGGAUUACAAACCCAUCGAAGAUAAUAAAGUAUAUGCGGGAGGUGAUCAUAAGAGCGCGCCUGGUAUUGGGGAUGUCCUGGCUACAGCGCAUUCUGGGAAUCACCUUCCCCUGAAGACUCCAGUCAAUUCAUACCCAACUCAUGAUGCUCCCGUUCAGUUAGCUGAGGCGCCAGUAGCACAUCCUGAUUCAUAUCCUCCAACCUCGGGCCAUGAUUCAAUUCCGGUAGGACCAAACGUAGGCUCAAACGUGGACUCGACACCCAUCCAAGGGAAUUCUGACCCAUACAUACCAGUACAUGAUGCAACAGCUACUUCAAACUCGCCCCCGGACCCAUACAUACCAGUUCAUGAUGCAACAGCUAUUUCAAACUCGCCCUCCUCGGACACUUCUGCUUAUACUCCUUUCCAGCACUCGUUCACUCCUAGUCCACCACAGUACGACACACCACCUCAGUACAACACUGCAGCACCGGCAGCUGUACCCAACCCAGGUACCAUCCCAGCUUGAAACAAAGAAGCAACAACAGUGUGCAAUAACAGUAAUUAUUCGACUGCAGAACGUCACCAGCAAACAUCUUGGGUGAAUUGUCGAUUUGAAUUAAACUUAUUUUUAUUA